AUGGCCACCCCCAUCCGGCCGCUAGGCAGCCUCAAACAGGCGCUGCGGCAAUGUCGCGCAGAGCGUGAGCGCAGUCGAAGCUAUGCAACUGCGCCAUUGAGACCCAUCACUCACCAGCCCGAUCUCGUGCUCCCACCAGUCAAAUAUCCGUCACUGGAGCCCCGACCGAUCAAUCCUCCCUCUUCAGGAUUCCGGCCUUCGCAGGCGAUAAAGCAGAACCGCUUCGAAGAAAGCAUGCGCAAGAUUCCCAGCAUACCUCCUCCCCGAUCAACCGUCAAAGCAUGCCCAGACCCCAUAGCAGCAGUCACACAAGCACAACUUGCCGUGCUAGAUCCCACAGGAGCCCGAACACGACUCUUCGCAGACUCCAAUGCCGAACGGGUGCAGCCUGGUGAUAUUCUGCACGUGCGCCUCAAGUCCGGCGACCCUGUCAGUGGAGUCUGUCUUGUCAUCAGAAAGCGCAAUUCGCCAAUUGAUACUUCAAUUCUGCUGAGGAAUCAGCUCACAAGAGUGGCGGUGGAGGUGUGGUUCAAGGUUUAUUCGCCAAAUGUGGAGGGGAUUGAGAUUGUGCAGCGGAAGGCGAAGAGAGCGAGACGUGCGAAGCUCUAUUACAUGCGUAACCCCAAGCACGAUGUGGGCAGUGUGGAGAACAUUGUAAGGCAAUACUUGAGAAACAAGGCCGGUGGAGGUGUUGGUAGUAAGGAUGUCAAAGGCCGGGAUGCGAACUCUGGGAGGCGCAAGGUCAGCGGGAAGAAGAAGAGGUAG
Molecule: messenger RNA, 765 nt
Organism: Ramularia collo-cygni
Lineage: Eukaryota; Fungi; Ascomycota; Dothideomycetes; Mycosphaerellales; Mycosphaerellaceae
Product: related to ribosomal protein L19, mitochondrial
Exons: 2
Coding region: 1-765 (254 amino acids)
Biological process (GO): translation
Cellular component (GO): ribosome; mitochondrial large ribosomal subunit
Molecular function (GO): structural constituent of ribosome
Source: RefSeq, a predicted model, not a curated record